CGACUGUUCACGACCAUCGAUUCGACACCAUUCUGGUUGCGCCAUCGGAAGACCCGUUCAUAUGCACUCUCGAGCACUUUGCAUCGUUUGAAUCAUCUCAACAACAUCCACGCGAUACCUCCCAACAUGACUGCAGCACCAAUCUCUCGACAAAAUCUUUGCACGCCGCACCAAGUGUUUCACAAGCCAUCCGCUUGAUGUCAGGUGGUGACGUCAAGUGCGGCAGUGCAUCGACGUCGCUUCUCCAACGGACAAGCGCGCGGCGCCGUCGAGUCUUGUUGGCGGCGAAGUCCAAACGGUUCCAUAUCGUCCGACCAAAAAAUGCGGUCGACGUGCAUCAAGCAAACGAUCGCUGACGUUCGAUGACGUGGCCCCGCGCGAGUGCCACCACCGUUGGCUUUCUCAAUCUCGGGGUCGCCGUGCUGCAAGUCGUAGCUGGCAUCUACGGGUUUCUGUCGAUCCUGGACAUUCUGCACCUGGCCCCAAUCUUCGUCUCGGCCUACGCGAUCUUGUUGGCACUGCCGCUCUUCCUGUACGAAUGCAAGUUCAAGCGCUUCCACCGCAUCCUGCGGCGCCAGGUCGGGUUCAUGUUCUACUUUUAUGGACGGUGUGCGUACCUCGUCUUCAUGGCGCUCAUGGACGUCGGCAUUCCCGGUGGCCUUGGCAAGGUCAUUGCGAUUCUCAUCGACGUCAAUGUGUUCUUCAUGCUGUCGUUGCGGUGCUGCGGCGUUGCCACUGGACCGCUCACCGCGGGCCACGCACCCCCUGAAACCUACCAUGCGACCGUGUUCGCGCCGAAAAACGGUGUCCGAGCUGCUCGUUUUCUCUCGUAAUACCAACCUAACGCGGCGAGCAUGCGUGACCCUCUUCUCGACAAUACCCCGCGCGGCACACACGUUUUUCUGCUGCGCG
Aphanomyces invadans is the source of this 912-nucleotide messenger RNA. RefSeq lists its product as hypothetical. The transcript has a single exon. The record is from RefSeq and is a predicted model, not a curated record. Lineage: Eukaryota; Oomycota; Saprolegniomycetes; Saprolegniales; Verrucalvaceae. Bases 363 to 833 code for a protein of 156 amino acids.